AGCAACUUUUUACGCAACUCCACUGGGGCGCAUAAUCUUCCCCUCUGCCUUUACUUCACACCGCUUUCGCUACCAAAUCCUGACCGCGGAUUCUUCCUCAUCACCAUCAUGGGCAAGGACGCUACCGACAAGAAGCUGAAGAAGGACAAGAAGGAGAAGAAGGAGAGGCGCCAAUCUGACAUUGAUGGCGUGAAGAAGAGCAAGAAGGACAAGAAGUCCAAGGUCAAUGGCGACGUCGAUGUUGACAUGACGGAUGCGCUCGAGGCGGAACUCGAGAAGGAGCCCGAGCAGAGCCUCGUCAGAGUCGUCGACGCACCGGCAACAACUUUGGUGCCGUUCGCUGAGCCUCUUACCCAGGAUGCGAAGGAGGUGAAGAAGGUGUUCAGAACCGUCAAGAAGUCUGCCAAAACCAAGACCCUCCGCCGUGGUGUCAAAGAAGUGGUCAAAUAUCUGCGCAAGUCCCCUACCAAUGCACCCUCUUCCUCCGACGUCUCCAAUCCCUCCGCCGUCGUCAUCAUAGCUGCCGAUAUCUCACCAAUGGACGUCAUUUCCCACAUUCCCGUGCUUUGUGAAGACCACAACAUCCCUUACCUUUUCGUCAAGUCCCGUGUGGAACUCGGCGAGGCCAGCGCGACCAAGAGGCCUACCAGUGUCGUAUUGGUCGCCAAGGAGAGGAGUAAGAAGGGCAAGGAUAUGAGUGGAGAAGAGAAAGAGGAAUGGGACGAGGCUUGGGAGAACAUUAAGGGUGUUGUCGUCAAAGCCAGCAAGACGGUGCGAAAGUAG
Periconia digitata is the source of this 783-nucleotide messenger RNA. Lineage: Eukaryota; Fungi; Ascomycota; Dothideomycetes; Pleosporales; Periconiaceae. The record is from the annotation of a GenBank genome assembly.